AUGGGGAAGAUAAAGAGAGCACCAAAGAAUAAGGUGAAUCCUCCUUGCGAUGGAAGUCGUAGUUGGCAGCCUAAUCAUGAGCCCGACGAAUGGGAGAAGAAGUUCAUCGAAGUAAUCGGAACGUUGGAUUGGAAAACAUUCCUGGACAAGAAGAAAUACGUCAAUCUAUGUAUAUAUAACAGGGUGGCCAAAUGGGAUGAUUUGGCCGGCGAAGAGGCUUUUCGCGAUUCGAAGAAGCGAUUUUUCGAAGAAAGAAUACACGGUGAUGAUCAUCCCCGCGGAUCUUUAGUAAUGCAUGGGAAUCCAGACCUUUAUAUCGAUAAAAUUGAUUGGGAUUCGGGAGUUGAUCAAACGCUCGUAGCUGAACUUGAUAAGUGUGUGCGUCUUUACCACAAAGUGUUGAAGUGGGAUGACUCUGCGGCCGAAGAGGCCUUCCAAAACGUGCAACAGCGGAUCUUGGAAGAAAAAAUUUACGGUCAUCAACGUAGUGACCUAAUGAUUUUAUCGCCCGAUGAUCCAAUUGAUUGGGAUGCCGAAGUUGAUCCAGAGCUUUUCGAUGAACUUGAUCAGGUUGAUAGGGAUUCAGAAAUUGAUCCAGAGCUUCUCCUCGAUGACCUUGAUGAAUACGGUGAUUCAUUCCUUGAUACGGGCAAGAGUAUUGAACCAGUUGUAAUUUUUGGCGAUGAAUUUCGAAGCGAAAAAGGUUUUUCGAAUGAUGGUUGGGGAGUUGGCGAUCUUGAAGAUGCUGUUAGGGACUCAAAUUUCAACAACGAUCACCCAUGGGAGGAGAAAAACCAAGUUCAAAGCCAAAGCACCGCAAAAAAAGAUGGAUGGGGAGAUCUGAUCACUGAUAAUGUUGGUGCUAACAAUCUGGAUGAUGGACAUAUUGGACCUGCUGGACGGACUUACAACCAUCAGGGAACAAUCCUGAAUGCAAAGAAGAAUAAUAUUAAUGCUGCUAGUGGUAGAAUGAGGAUGCCGAGCUACACGGCUUCGACGUUCCGUGGCAUUAAGCGAACCGGUGGUGGUUAUGUAUGGAGGGAAGGGAUUAACCACAAGACCUUUGCUUGUUUCUGA
Messenger RNA from Oldenlandia corymbosa var. corymbosa, 1077 nucleotides. The record is from the annotation of a GenBank genome assembly. NCBI's taxonomy places the organism in Eukaryota, Viridiplantae, Streptophyta, Magnoliopsida, Gentianales, Rubiaceae.